AUGGCGAUCCUCAACACGCACGCCUUCCCGGUGGUCCGCGCCGGCCCUUCACGCUUCCUGGCCGGCUUCUACGUCGCCAACUUCCUCGUGAUGGCGUCAUACCUGCUGGCGCGACACCACUUCAUCCUGCACGGCGAGCGCAAGUACAGCCGCCUGACCGGGCCCAAGGAGCUCUACGAUUGGGAGAAGCAGGCCUGGGGCCUGUUCGCGGUGGCGAUGGUUGUAAAGUACCCGCGGUCUGCGUCCCUGGACGGCUUCUUUUCCGCCAUGUUCCUCUACGCCAAGGCGGUGAUCGGCCUGAUGACCUGGAUGUUCGACGUGCGCAUGUUUUGGUGCUACAUCAUCCUCUUCGUGACGCUGUUCCUGAUGCUGCCCCAGCCAGUGUACGAGGGCCCGGACAAGAUCGAGUACCUGAUGCCCUACAUGCUGAACGACCUCACCAGCAGCAAGGACAGCGUGACCUGGCUGGUGGAGUUCUUCGCGCACUGGUCGCCCACGUGCGUCCACCUGGAGCCGGUCAUGGCCGACCUGUCGCUCAAGUACGGCACGGAGAAGCUGCGGUUCGCGAAGUUCGACCUGGCACGCUGGCCCGGCCAGGCCAAGCGGUUCAGGAUUAACAUGGCGGGCGCCAGCCCGCAGCUGCCGACGCUGAUCAUGUUCGAGGGGGGGCAGGAAGUGGGCAGGAUACCGCACGUGUACUCGGACGGCUCUGUGGCCAAGGGCCGAUACGGGCGGGGGGACAUCAUAAAGGGCUUCGAGCUGGACAGCAGGUACACCAGGACGAAGGCGGAGGAGGCCAAGAAGCGGGUGAACGGGAAGGAGCAGGGCGACGCGGAGGGCAGCAAGAAGGAGAAGUGA
Molecule: messenger RNA, 858 nt
Organism: Ostreobium quekettii
Lineage: Eukaryota; Viridiplantae; Chlorophyta; Ulvophyceae; Bryopsidales; Ostreobiaceae
Source: the annotation of a GenBank genome assembly